GAUAUGAAACUGGUUGGCAAGAGGGCACAGCAGUAGACUUAUGUCGAUGGCAGUUUUGUCUUAAGCAAAUGCAAGCAAAAACGCAAAUUUGUUUUUCACCACUUAUCGUUCCUACACAUACUACCUGAACAAAGUAUCUCUGUGGUAUUGACUUCUUAACAGAUUUUGCGAACCAAGAACAAAGCGGUUUCUUUUGGAAAUGGCAAAGUGGAUAUUUGCGGGCGGGAUUAUCGUGGCGCUGUAUUGCCCCCAUCGUGCAAUAACUUCCAAUGUACCGGGUGAUGCAAACGCGCCAGUGCCGCUUCUGGCUCGGCAAAAUAUUUCAAAUAAUGUAUUUCUGAUACUGGGAAAUGGGAGUGCUUUGUCUGACCCGCUGAUAGAUGUAAGAAAUGACUUGCAACUUCUGCGGAGCGACAUAACGAAUACGCUAGCUGACCCACUGAUGGAUGUAAGAAAAGAACUACAAUCUCUGCGGACUGACAUAACCAACAAAUUUGCUCAUCUAAAUGCGAGCAUCAGAAAUGUGUCUACUGGGUUGGACGCGGUCAAGGUCGAUGUUCUGCUGUGUGGACCAAGACGCAGCUCAUCGCUAUGGCCAGUGGGAAUUAUGCAUCCAAAUUGGGAAUUUUUUGCAAACGAGAAAUUUUGUUCUGAAGACGGAAAAUUUUGCUUGUUUCUUCAUGAUUCCGGAAACCUAGUGUUAUAUGAUACAAUCUUGUACCGAACCUUAUGGAAUUCUCGAAUCAUUUUCGGACGCUCUUGUGAAUCAAGCGUUAAAGUGGAACCGAGCGGAGAGGUGGUCCUCUACAUUAGAGGCGCUCGAAUUUGGUCAGCUGGUAGUGCGGACAUUAAGGAGGGACGGGACGUGAGAGUACAAAAAAUCUUCAGCAAGAACGACGAGUAAAGCAAGGGAAAGGAUAGAAGGGCUGGAGGCGGCAGACGCACACGCCGCAACCAAAGACAAUAGCCGUCGGUCAACUAAGUUAUCGCACCAUCCUUUCACUAAUUGCUUCGGCUCAGCAGUCAGCAUUUCUUUGGAACGGCUGAUUAGUGAUUACUUUACUUUUCUAACAUCAGCUUCACAUCAGAACUGAGAGAAAGAAGAACAAAUACCGCACCAUUUUGGACAGAUCACAGAUGUCUUUUUGUUCUUUGGGCAUGCGAAUGUUUUGGCCCAUGGUGUGAAGGUGCUACUCUUGUGUUUAAAGAAAUCGGGAAGAAGUUGCGAGUCGAACCGGCGAGCCUCGAUAAAUUUCCUUUCUGUUUCAACGUUUAAGUCUAGAGAUUUGGCGUGGCAGUGCUCAAGUUGGUUUUGGCUACCAUCCCCUCACAUUCGAACUGGGAUAACUUUUCUAUUUUGAU
Messenger RNA from Paramacrobiotus metropolitanus, 1362 nucleotides. RefSeq lists its product as uncharacterized. The record is from RefSeq and is a predicted model, not a curated record. The transcript has 4 exons. NCBI's taxonomy places the organism in Eukaryota, Metazoa, Tardigrada, Eutardigrada, Parachela, Macrobiotidae. Bases 200 to 904 code for a protein of 234 amino acids.